AUGACGCUUUGCCAGACGCUUCGAAAAACGGCACAUUCUGGUGUAAAUGUGGCAUCUCGGAGCUUGAUGCGAUAUUCCACAGAACGUAUGUUCCCCAACUUUUCGGUGUAUGGCAGCGAUUCGGUCUUUCAAGUGUCUCCUAACGCUCCACAAUACACCAGCAGUGGCACCUAUUUGAAGACUAAACGUAUGGGUGCCAUCAUGCUCUCAUGGGCCAAGGCCACCAACUCGGGAUAUAACUACCAAAACAAGACUUUCUUUUCGCUAAGUCCUUCGGAGGUAGGACUGGUGCUGGAGCUACUGGACUCGCGCAUCCCAGAGCUGUCUCUCACGCACUCGCCAAAUAUGAACGCACCCGAGGAGGACAAGAACACCAAGACGCUGCAUAUAGCGCGCACAGUGGGAUCAGACGGGAACUCUUUGAUCAUGGUUAAAGUCAACCAUGAUGGUGAAUCCGUUUCUAUGCUUAAUGUGGGCGAGACUCGUGUUCUUCGUGAGUUAUUGACCUACUCUCUUCCUCGCUUGCUCGGCUUCCACUCUGUGCUGGAAGGACCUCUGAACAUUGACGGUGGAAGUGGCAGCGAAUAUUUGCGCGAAAGCGGCAACUCCUACUCGUCGGGCUCAGCUGUUAAAGACAAUUUGCAAUAUCAUUUAAAGUUGUUGGAGUGCGCGAGGGAAUUUUCAAGUCGAUUGCUCUCUCAACCGCUGAGGCUGUAG
Peronospora belbahrii is the source of this 717-nucleotide messenger RNA. Lineage: Eukaryota; Oomycota; Peronosporomycetes; Peronosporales; Peronosporaceae. The record is from the annotation of a GenBank genome assembly.